AUGGAGUCCUUUGCCACCGGUGUCAUUUUGUACUUGCGACAGUAUUCAUUUCAUGGGCUGGACAUUGACUGGCAGUUUCCAACAACAAGUGUGAUGAAGUGGGGCUUGGUGAAGCUUCUGGAGAUCUUAAGACGCAAAUUUAAUGACUGGUUGUUGCCCCCAAGAUAUCUCCUGACCCUGAAAUGUCCGGGUGUGUACAACCCGGUUGGUUACGACGUGCCAGCUAUUUCCAGAUAUGUGGAUUAUGUCAUUCUGGCCGCCUACAAUCUCCCAACACCGAAUUCUGCCCAAGCCUGGUUUGGUAGCCCGUUGUACUCCAGACACAUCAGCGUGGACUCGUCAGUUAGAGAGUGGCAGCGAGCAGGCUUGCCUGUCAGUAAGAUGGUGGUAGGGAUAUCUCCGGUGGGUCGGUUCUUAAAGCUUCAACAGGAGACAGCCUUCACACCUGGCUCUCCGAUCCAUAGCGAGACUCUUACGGGGAGUUUGUUCAACAUACCCAAGGGCCUGGCGUAUCCUGAGAUCUGUGAGAUGUUCAAGAAUGGAACCAAGCACUAUGACAACGCUAGCCAGAUGCACUACCUGGUUGCUGGCAACACCUGGGUAGGGUACGAGGAUACAGAAAGUAUAAAGGCAAAGAUAACUUGGAUGGGCAAACUUGGUGUCCCCGGGGUCAUGUUUUCUGCUAUUGACCUGGAUGAUUUCAAGGGAACGGUGAGUGUCGACGAUGUUGUUGUAGGUGUCGAGGAUGUUCGUGCUGUGACCACAGUUAUAUUGUCGGAUAACAGCUUGAUCAACUUCUGUAGUGGGAAACGCCCACGUCCGCAAAUCUAUUCAAUAAAUGUUAUGAUGAUAAUGAUGAUGAUAACGAUAAAAAUAAUUAUAUUAAGACUAAAGUAG
Candidula unifasciata is the source of this 897-nucleotide messenger RNA. The record is from the annotation of a GenBank genome assembly. NCBI's taxonomy places the organism in Eukaryota, Metazoa, Mollusca, Gastropoda, Stylommatophora, Geomitridae.